Molecule: messenger RNA, 946 nt
Organism: Daktulosphaira vitifoliae (grape phylloxera)
Lineage: Eukaryota; Metazoa; Arthropoda; Insecta; Hemiptera; Phylloxeridae
Gene: Ssu72
Product: RNA polymerase II subunit A C-terminal domain phosphatase SSU72
Exons: 5
Coding region: 248-829 (193 amino acids)
Biological process (GO): termination of RNA polymerase II transcription
Cellular component (GO): nucleus; mRNA cleavage and polyadenylation specificity factor complex
Molecular function (GO): RNA polymerase II CTD heptapeptide repeat phosphatase activity
Source: RefSeq, a predicted model, not a curated record
AAUGAUUGUAAAAUUGACCAAAUUAUUGAGAAAAACUAUUAAAAACAAUCAAAUUAUUAUAAAGUAGUACCACUUUCACACGUAUUUUUUACAAUUUAACUAAAAUUUAUUACUUUUAUCUAGUGUGUUAAAACCACAAUAUUGAAUUACAAUUUUAUCUAUUUUAGCUACUUCAACAUUAAUUUAAAAUAUUAUAACACAUAAUAUUUAAAAUAUAUGCUCUACAAAAAUUAAUUUUUCAAGUAUAAUGAACGACAAAUUGGAAAUAGCAGUUGUAUGUUCCAGCAACAUGAAUAGGAGUAUGGAGGCUCAUGCAUUCUUAAGUAAAAAAGGUUUCAAUGUUAGAUCGUUUGGAACAGGUGACAAAGUGAAAUUACCAGGAACAGCACUUGAUAAACCAAAUAUUUAUGAUUUUGGAUGUUCAUAUGAUGAAAUUUAUAGAGAUCUCUAUAACAAGGAUAAAUCAUAUUAUACCCAAAAUGGAUUACUCAAUAUGUUAGAUAGAAAUCGACGUAUUAAACAACAUCCUGAAAGAUUUCAAGAAUGCGAUGAAAAAUUUAAUGUAGUCAUUACUUGUGAAGAGAGAGUCUAUGAUCAAGUACUUGAAUAUUUUGAGUCAAUUUUAAGUUUUGGAAACAAACCUGUUCAUAUAAUAAAUAUUGAUAUUCAAGAUAACCACGAAGAAGCAACUAUAGGAGCAUUUUUUAUAUGUGAACUUGUUACAUUGUUAUCUCGAAGUGAUGAUUUAGAUAAUGAUAUAGACCAACUAAUAGUAAAGUAUGAAGAAAAAUGUCAAAGAUCACUAUUUCAUUGUGUUCUCUUUUAUUGAUAUACUAUUUCAAAAAACUGUGCUUGAUAGUACAGUGCUGUAAAAAAUUCUAUGUAUAAAACAUUAAUUUACUGUAUAAUUACUUAUAUUAUAAUAAAAUUGCCUGAUUAACAAAUA